AUGCACGGACUCACUAGCAUCCUUGCCUUCUUGCUCCUCGCGUUCACCGCAAAUGCCGGCAUCACACAAGCCAACUUCACCGGCAUCGGUAACAUCUAUGUCCUCAAGUCGGAGAACUGGGGCACUGCAUCACCGACCAAAGACAAGAUCGGCUGCCUGAAUGACAGCGGCAAGCUCGUCGCGACUACCGACGAAGCAGCAUGUGGCAUCUUCACGCGGCUCAACGACUUCCCGUACACGCUGUCGACGAAGAAGGGAAACUGCACUUUCACCGAUGAGAGCCAAGAGCGCAACACAGAUAGCAUGUACGGCGGGAGUGAUCAUGCGUGGAAUUGCAACGCGACAAUCUUGAGCGACAUCUAUGACGGGCUGUACACAAUUGACGGCUUCCCGUAUGUGUUCUUGUGCUUCGGAGAUGUUGCAUGCUACUAUGAUGCCAAGAAGGCGCCGGAGCGCAAUGAGAAGCUCUCGGUGUGGCAGUAUCACUGGGGAUCGCAGCAGCUGGGUAUCACGCCUGGACAUAUUCAGUUGGUCCUGAUGUGGAACAAGACUGGGGGGUCGCCCAAGAGAGCCAAGGUGGCUGAUAUUCCGAGUCCCAGGGUGCGACUCACGGAUGGCUUGCAGAUACCGUUGUUGGGACAGCAGAGAAGAUUGGGUUGA
Molecule: messenger RNA, 660 nt
Organism: Ascochyta rabiei
Lineage: Eukaryota; Fungi; Ascomycota; Dothideomycetes; Pleosporales; Didymellaceae
Exons: 2
Coding region: 1-660 (219 amino acids)
Source: RefSeq, a predicted model, not a curated record